Clupea harengus (Atlantic herring) is the source of this 1495-nucleotide messenger RNA. Its product is annotated as fibronectin-like. Lineage: Eukaryota; Metazoa; Chordata; Actinopteri; Clupeiformes; Clupeidae. The transcript is spliced from 5 exons. Gene Ontology annotation, molecular function: GTP binding; protein binding; zinc ion binding. The coding region runs from base 1 to 1077 and encodes 358 amino acids. The record is from RefSeq and is a predicted model, not a curated record.
AUGACUGGUAACCCAGUCCCAGAGAAGUUGACUGUGAGCUCCAUGACUCCAACAUCUGCUAGUCUUAGCUGGAGCCUUCAUCAGGGGAUGGAGCAGUUUCCACACAGCUUCCUGAUCUCCUACCACAGUGAAGAGACUGAACUACAGACCACCUCUACAGAGUCAUGCAGCACAACUCUUACAGGCCUGACGCCAGACACUCAUUAUACUGUCACUGUCUGCUGUGAGCUCAGAGAUGGGGGAAGGAGUCAGGCUGCUACACUCCUCAUCCACACAGCUGUUCCUCCUCCUGGGCGCAUUGAGUUCCCCUCAGUGAAGCCAGACUCUGUGUGUCUGAGCUGGGGACCUCCUGAGGGGCUGGCUGGACUCCACAGAUUCAGGGUCACAUGGUCGAGUGAAGGCAGCCUGGAGCAUCUCCAAGUGCAAGACCUGAAACUUCAUGUUCAGGGACUCACUCCAGGAGAGGAGUACCUGUUUACUGUGGCCACCCUCAGUGAUGAUGACAGACAGAGUUCAUGUGUGUCUGCAACUGUCUGCACAGAUAUUCCUCCACCCGAGUGUCUUACUGUGGCUGUGGAUCUCACAUCAGUGUUCGUGACGUGGAGCAAACCAGAGGGAGUUGUUCAGGCCUCUUACCUACUGACCCUCUACAGAGAUGGAGGAUGUCUAAACACCUUUCCCACCAGAUCUCUUCAAAACCGUUAUGAGUUGGAAAUGGAGGCAGAAUACACCAUCAGUGUUUCCACAGUACUAAAAGGAGGCCAAAGCAAACCCAUCUCUAAAACCAUCAGAACAAGUUAUCCAGUCCCAGACAAGUUGACUGUGAGCUCCAUGACUCCAACAUCUGCUGAUCUUAGCUGGAGCCUUCAUCAGGGGAUGGAGCAGUUUCCACACAGCUUCCCGAUCUCCUACCACAGCGAAGAGACUGGACUACAGACCACCUCUACACAGUCAUGCAGCACAACUCUUACAGGCCUGACGCCAGACACUAAUUAUACUGUCACUGUCUGCUGUGAGCUCAGAGAUGGGGGAAGGAGUCAGGCUGCUACACUUGUCAUCCAAACAGGUGAGAAAUGAGACUAUGGGACUAAAUGAGACAACAAUUAUCUAUGUGAAAUAAAUACUAGUUAUAGGAUUAUUCCCCACUUCUUUCCUUGUAUUUAUUCCAUACCAAAUUAGGCACUGUAAGGUUAAAUUCAGUUGUCCCUGGUUGAGUAGAUGUUUGUAAAUGGUGGAAGUUUAAUGAAUAGUGCUCAAUUGAAGACCUUUGGGUUACUGACAGUGAAAUUGUUGAAUGUUAUUUCACUUCCACUCUAAGUCAUUAUACAUUCAGUAUCAUCAUGUAAACCAUAUGUAGAUAUGUAGUUUAAAUGUAUCUCCUGUUGAUCAACCAGUAAGGUAAUACCCAGAGACAUUAUAAGAGGAGAUGAAUCACUGAGGAGUCUCUAACGCUAAACAUGGCAGAUCUGGAACUGGAAGCCCUGCUCUGUAUUAC